This is a messenger RNA of Arabis nemorensis, 270 nucleotides long. NCBI's taxonomy places the organism in Eukaryota, Viridiplantae, Streptophyta, Magnoliopsida, Brassicales, Brassicaceae. The record is from the annotation of a GenBank genome assembly.
AUGAGUUCUACAAGCAAAGCGUGGACGGUGGCAGCGAGCAUCGGAGCCGUAGAGGCUUUAAAAGACCAAUUGGGUCUAUGUCGGUGGAACUACAUACUCCGGUCGGUAAAUCAACAUCUUCGGAACAACGUCAGAUCUGUUUCUCAAGGGAAAAAGUUGUCGUCGUCUGUUUCCGCUGCCGCUAACUCCUCCGGUCAGAGUGAAAAGGCGAAGAGAGCUGAAGAAUCGCUAAGAACGGUCAUGUAUUUGAGCUGUUGGGGUCCUAAUUGA